CAUCCUAGGCGCUCCUCGAAUUUAACCCUAAGGGAGCCGCUGUGCGUCUGCAGAGUUGUUCGCGGGGAGCAGAGUGUGCCACGUCUACUGAGACCGGGAGCCAUGAACUUGGCCGGGACCAGAGCUUUCCCCAGGCCUUAAACUGCAAAGCAGGCAUUGAUUUCAUGUAGUCAGGUCGCUUUCCCCCGAAGCGGCUCGCUUUGAAAGGACGCCUGUGCUACCGGCCGGGGCACCAUGAGACUGGUCCUGUGGCCAGCCCUCCUGGCCACCCUGCUGGCCCUGGGGAGGGGGGCACUGAUCCCGGAGCCCGAGGUGAAGAUCGAGGUCCUCCAGAAGCCUUUCAUCUGCCAGCGGAAGACCAAAGGUGGCGAUAUGAUGCUGUUACAUUACGAAGGCUACUUGGAGAAGGACGGGUCCCUGUUUCACUCCACGCACAAACAUAACCACGGCCAGCCCAUCUGGUUUACACUUGGCAUCCUGGAGGUUCUCAAAGGCUGGGACCAAGGUCUGAAGGGCAUGUGCGUGGGGGAGAAGAGGAAGCUCACCAUCCCCCCUGCCCUGGGGUAUGGAAAAGAGGGGAAAGGUCAAAUUCCCCCCGAGAGUACACUGAUAUUCAAUAUUGAUCUCCUGGAAAUUCGAAAUGGACCAAGAUCACACGAGUCAUUCCAAGAGAUGGAUCUUAAUGAUGACUGGAAGCUGUCUAAACAAGAGGUUAAAAUCUAUUUGAAGAAGGAAUUUGAAAAGCAUGGGGCAAUGAUCAAUGAGAGUCACCAUGAUACUUUGGUGGAAGACAUCUUUGACAAAGAAGACGAGGACAAGGAUGGGUUUAUAUCUGCAAGGGAAUUUACGUACAGACAUGAUGAGCUGUAAAGAAAUAUCCCUCUGGCGCCAAUGCCGAGAAUUUUUGAGCCUUAUUUGCUAGCAAUGUUGAUUCUGUCUGUUGAGUUGGUAUUUAUUCAUAGGAAAGAAGUAAUUGUCUCCUGCUGUGUGUCUUUGAAUAUUAAAAGAAAUUUGAGCGAGA
Messenger RNA from Vombatus ursinus (common wombat), 1021 nucleotides. RefSeq names its product peptidyl-prolyl cis-trans isomerase FKBP14. The transcript is spliced from 4 exons. Lineage: Eukaryota; Metazoa; Chordata; Mammalia; Diprotodontia; Vombatidae. The coding region runs from base 235 to 870 and encodes 211 amino acids. The record is from RefSeq and is a predicted model, not a curated record. Gene Ontology annotation, molecular function: peptidyl-prolyl cis-trans isomerase activity; calcium ion binding.